AUGCCCGCCCACCACAACCUUACGAUCCGCAUCCCGCUACCCAGCAUGCUCCCGGCGGAAGCUGUCGUCGAAAUGCUGCAGUCCCAAUCACCCGUCAUCCGCCAUCAGCCGCUGGUGACGCGGUAUGAGAAGGUGCCCGUCCCGCUCAAGAGCGUCGUCGACGACGAGUGGUUUCUCGAGACGGGCUUCAAGAUCACCUCGUACAAGAUCUACGAGAAGGUCACCGUCGCCCCCGGCGUCAAGAAGGAGAUCAACUUCCCCGCGGUGCUGCAGAACAUCCCCAACGGACUGCGCUCGCGGGCCAAGGCCCCCGCCGGCGUCCGCGUCUGGUCCGAGUGGCUCGUCGUGCCGCGGUCCGAGGAGCGGUGGCCCGGCGAGCACAGCGCCGGGAAGCUCGGCGGCUACGUCGAGGGGGACUACGAGCUCGUCGAGACCACACGGGUCGAGACGAGCCGGAUGCUGAUGCCCCUCGUCAAGGGGCAGAUGGAGACCGCACAUCGCAACAUGGUGAACAAGAUGCUCGACGAGGUUGCGCAAAGGGUCGGUCGGGCCAAGACGUAG
This is a messenger RNA of Colletotrichum graminicola M1.001, 561 nucleotides long. RefSeq lists its product as uncharacterized. NCBI's taxonomy places the organism in Eukaryota, Fungi, Ascomycota, Sordariomycetes, Glomerellales, Glomerellaceae. The coding region runs from base 1 to 561 and encodes 186 amino acids. The record is from RefSeq and is a predicted model, not a curated record. The transcript has a single exon.